AUGAAAACAGCAUCUAUCUUUUUGACUGAUAAUUAACAGUCUCAAUUACAGUUCUCGAACAGAUAAAAUAGAAAUCUCUUCAUAUCUGAUUUUAAUUUUGAGACAAGUCGAUCAAAAAAAUCAGGUAAAUCAUUAUCUCCCAAAAAAUAAUGGAUCAAAGUCUCUACAGCUACUGAAAGUCUGCAUUUAAUUAUGACUCCUAACUUGUUAUAAUUAUAAAAUUUUAAUUCUCUAAAGAAAAUAUUCAAAAGGUGUGUAAUAGUUGUUAGAGCAUGCAUAAGAUUACAAUUAUUAUAACAAAAAAAACAAAAGAAACCAAUUACAGUUUUGAGAAACCCUUUGAAUGGAAAAGAAUCAUUAAGAGACACAGUUUUGAAUGAAACAGUGUUCAAUUGGUGUAGAGGAAUAUGCAAAAAAUCGUUAUCUUCAAUAAAAAUGCCUGUCUUUGAUUAUUUAAAAAAUCCUAAUAUCAAUACUAAAGCAGAUAUAUCUAAAAUGUAGCUGAUUAAUGCAAUUAAAUUUAUAGUUGAAAGUCUUGCUUAUUAUACACAUCCUCAUUAUAUACAUUAUGAUUUAAAAGGUUUCUUAUGUUCUUAAUUGUAUCAAGAUUAUAAAUUAUACUUCACUCAAUAUGUUUCAGAAAGAACACGAUACAAAAUAGCAAUAUUAGAUGAAUUGUAAGAGAAAGAAGCAGCUAUAAUUGGUAUGGAAAUAAUAAUAUUUAAUCUUGCAGAAGCAAUAAUUUAAGAUUAGUUGUCUUGCAAUUUCAGCAAGCGAAUUUUAAUUAGUGUUCUUUAAUUACUAUUUAAAUAAUAUUUUGAUGAAAUGAAUUGUUCCAUUUGUAAUUAUGAUUGUAUCUAAGGUGAUAUUAAGAUUACAAAUAAUAAAUUAUAACUUACAUUUAAGACUUAGCAUUCUGGAUCUUUUAAUUUAAUUGAUGGUGUUUAUAAUGAUGAAUAAAUUACAAGUUUAUUGAAUUUCAAUAGAUCUUAAUAAGGGAAAAUUUAAGAAUAUUUUAAAAUUGCUGUAAAACAUUUAGAAAAAUAAAUCAUAUGA
This is a messenger RNA of Paramecium pentaurelia, 1056 nucleotides long. The record is from the annotation of a GenBank genome assembly. NCBI's taxonomy places the organism in Eukaryota, Ciliophora, Oligohymenophorea, Peniculida, Parameciidae.